AAUUUGGGGAUUUUAAACCCCCCAAAAAAAUGCUACAACAAUUACAAAUUUGUCACAAUUUUUUUUUUAAAAAAGAGAGAGAAAAGAAGAAAUCAAGAAAGUUCAUGAUUAUGUUGUUUUAUGUUCGUGUGGCUUUCUUAUUACUUCUAACAACAUUCCCCUGUGGUUGCUGGGAACAUACAUAUAUAUUUAUAUAAGGGUCGUGUUAAGAGCCUGGAGGCUCAUUUGUUUCAUUUCUUCUCUCUCAUUGCAUGCCUUUUGCAAUAUAUUUACACAUACAAUAAUGUGUGCAUGUAUACAUAUAUAUAAUAGCAUUUGUUCGGGACAUGUUAAUGUACUAUUGCAACAACAACAACAUUAACAUCAUCUGAGGUUAAUUUGCAACUACACUUCCUGGUGUAUUUCAAUUAAUUCAAAUGGAGCAAUUACCUCCAAAGAUCCCAAACAUGUCACCAAGUUGGCCAGAUUUCUCUUCACACCAACAGAAGAUGCAAUUGCCACCUCUUAAUAACAACGGCACCAUCACCAACAACUAUCAUCAGCACAAUCAGAACCCUUCUUGGGUGGAUGAGUUUCUCGACUUCUCCUCGGCCCGGCGCGGCGUUCACCGGCGGUCGGUGAGCGAUUCCAUCACCUACUUGGAUUCACCAGUGAAGUGUGGAGGGAAUAAAAACAACAACAACAAUGAGAACGAGUUUGACAAGUUUGAUGAUGAACAAUUCAUGUCCAUGUUCACGGAUGAAGUAGUGCUCUCUGGGGUCCCCUUGCCACCACCAACCACCUUGUCCUCCUCUAACCCUUCAAGCCCUUACGAUCAGAACUUCAUCAAUGAUGAGAAGGAGAAGAAGGAGGAGCACCACCACCACCACCAAUUGAAAAAUGAAGCAGAUGAGGUUGAAAGCCAAUGCAAACAGGAAAUUAUGCAGCUUCCAAAUGACACCAAUACUUGUUCUUCCAGCGAGAGAAUUACUGACCCCAAGAGAGUCAAAAGAAUCUUGGCUAAUAGACAAUCUGCACAAAGAUCGCGAGUGAGGAAGCUGCAAUACAUAUCAGAGCUUGAGCGAAGUGUAACUUCAUUACAGGCCGAAGUUUCAGUGCUGUCUCCAAGGGUUGCAUUUUUAGAUCAUCAACGAUUGCUUCUAAAUGUCGACAACAGUGCUCUCAAGCAAAGAAUCGCUGCCCUUGCUCAAGACAAGAUCUUUAAAGAUGCUCAUCAAGAGGCACUGAAGAGGGAGAUAGAGAGACUUAGGCAAGUUUAUUACCAACAAAGCCUCAAGAAGAUGGAAAAUGCUGCUGGGUCACCAUUACCAUCACCAAAGCCUAUAUGUGAUGCUCAAACAGAAAAGGAAGCACAACUUCUCAACGCUUGAAGAUUCAUUCAUCACACUAUAACAUAUGAUAUAUCAAGUAGCUAUAUUUAUUAGCUAAUUUACAUGACACUGUGAUUCUUUAUGUAAAAAAAGAAAUUGCAGAAUUUUGGAUAAGAGAAGGGAGAAACUGGAAGGAGAUUAAUUUUUUUUUUUGUGCUUGGUAAUGUAUUAAUUGAAUGGUGUCACGUACGCACUGUUGGGUGGUUAAAAUUUUUAUUAGUCAGUUGAUGAAGGAAAAAUAUUAUUCACUGAGAGAAGAGUCAUGUUCGUUGUGCGUGGUGAGGCCAUUGGCUUCUGCUAUGAAACUGCGCAGGCACGUGAUGUGUUGUUUACUUUAGACAUGAAGGGGACCACUCAAAGCUUGCAUGAUUAGAAUGGAGGGGGAUCCACAUGUGCAGCAGUGGCCGCAACAUCAAAAGAGAGGAGUGUGGAAGAAACAGUUGUGUCUAUCUACUUUAACUUGAUAGAUAGGAGUUAGUGGAGGGGAGGUGGUAGUAUAUGCAAUUGUUGGUGUUGAUGAUUCUUUCACUUCUUUAUUUGUUGUCUUUGAUUCUUUUUCUACUAUUUUGUUUCAUGUUUUUCAAUGCAUAUAUAUGUUGGAAAACAAACACAAGUGUGUAGGGAUGGAUGGCGCAUGAAAGGAAGGUGUCAGUGAGUCCUGAUGGGUUUUAUGGUUUGCUGUAUUAUGUAUUAUGUAAUCAAUUUUAUUUGACAUAAUUAAUUGAAAAAAGGCAAAAUGUAAAUAGUCAGUUGACUCAAUUUACCUGUAUA
Messenger RNA from Glycine soja, 2141 nucleotides. Its product is annotated as basic leucine zipper 61-like. Gene Ontology annotation, molecular function: DNA binding; DNA-binding transcription factor activity. Gene Ontology annotation, cellular component: nucleus. Lineage: Eukaryota; Viridiplantae; Streptophyta; Magnoliopsida; Fabales; Fabaceae. The record is from RefSeq and is a predicted model, not a curated record. Gene Ontology annotation, biological process: positive regulation of DNA-templated transcription. The coding region runs from base 417 to 1370 and encodes 317 amino acids. The transcript is spliced from 4 exons.